CAUUGUAGACACAAUAUGUUCAAGUUUGUGAUCUUGUUGUCCGUUGUUGCUUGCGCUUUCGGCGCCGCCGUCCCUGAGGGUCUCCUGCCCCAAUUGGAUGGUCGCAUUGUUGGAGGUACUGCUACCACCAUCAGCAGCUUCCCCUGGCAAAUCUCUCUGCAGCGCAGUGGUUCUCACUCCUGCGGUGGAUCCGUCUACUCUAACAACAUUAUUGUGACUGCUGCUCACUGUCUGCAAUCCGUGUCUACCUCUGUCCUGCAAGUCCGUGCUGGAUCCACCUACUGGAGCUCUGGUGGUGUUGUCUCCGCUGUUGCCGCUUUCAAGAAUCACGAGGGUUACAAUGCCAACACCAUGGUCAACGAUAUUGCCGUCAUCCGUCUAUCCAGCUCCUUGACUCUGAGCUCCACCAUCAAGGCUAUCGGUCUGGCUAGCUCUGCUCCUGCUAACGGUGCCGCCGCUUCCGUCUCCGGUUGGGGUACCCAGUCCUAUGGAUCCAGCUCCAUUCCCACUACUCUACAGUACGUGAAUGUGAACAUUGUCAGCCAAUCCUCUUGCGCUUCCUCCACCUAUGGUUAUGGCAGUGAAAUCAGAAGCACCAUGAUCUGCGCUGCUGCUAGCGGCAAGGAUGCCUGCCAAGGUGAUUCCGGUGGUCCAUUGGUCUCUGGUGGUGUUCUCGUUGGUGUUGUCUCCUGGGGCUAUGGCUGCGCUUAUGCCAACUACCCCGGUGUCUACGCCGAUGUUGCUGCCCUCCGCUCUUGGGUGAUCAGCGCUGCCGGAUCUGUUUAAGAACUUGACACAAUAAAGCAAUACUUUGAAAAUGA
Molecule: messenger RNA, 821 nt
Organism: Drosophila willistoni
Lineage: Eukaryota; Metazoa; Arthropoda; Insecta; Diptera; Drosophilidae
Product: trypsin delta
Exons: 1
Coding region: 16-786 (256 amino acids)
Biological process (GO): proteolysis
Molecular function (GO): serine-type endopeptidase activity
Source: RefSeq, a predicted model, not a curated record